This is a messenger RNA of Colletotrichum orchidophilum, 591 nucleotides long. RefSeq lists its product as uncharacterized. Bases 1 to 591 code for a protein of 196 amino acids. The record is from RefSeq and is a predicted model, not a curated record. Lineage: Eukaryota; Fungi; Ascomycota; Sordariomycetes; Glomerellales; Glomerellaceae. The transcript is spliced from 4 exons.
AUGCUCAAACGCUUUCGUACUCUCUGGAAUAUCAAGUCAUUCUUGGUCUGCCAAAAGAUAGUCGCUGUGCACGCCGGGGUCGACGCAGCGAGGCAAUCUGGUCUUUGGGGUUUCAAUGGCGAAGAACGUAUUGCCUUAGUUCCAGUAGAGGACCAUGAACGGGUAGGGAAGUACGCAAACUUUAACAGAAUCUAUGGCUCCACAGAGGAUAUCCAGACCAAAGGCUUCUUCCAGGGACUUGAUCAGGGUUCGGCUCAGUGGCCAAUGCAGCAAGAGCUACUUAGGGUUUGGAAGGCGAGGUUUUUGCUGGGACGGUGGCAUGAUCAGCAAGCGGAAUUCGGCCUCCAGAAGGAAGAAGAUUGGAACGUGACACCUGUUCCUGGUCUAUUUGGAGCCAUCGAUAGUGGGCUGGAAAACUGGAAGCUGAAAGAAGACAGCAAAUGGGCCAAGGCGUCGCUACCAAUGGUGCCAAGAGUUCAAUGGGUGUACAUGUUUCGCCUGUGCCUGGAUGACCCUGAUUGUGGCAACUUGAUCUCCUUGGCAGAGGUGGCAGGAUCCGAUGACAACAAGAGGGCGUGGAAGCGCAUUUAG